AUGAGCGAUUUCAGAGUUCUUGAUCUUGUGAAGCCUUUCACACCAUAUGUUCCAGAAGUCACACCGCCACUUAGAAAAGUGCCCUUCAAGCAAAGAAUCAUGUGGACCGGUGUUACUUUGUUGAUUUUCUUAGUGAUGAGUGAAAUUCCAUUAUACGGUAUUGUUUCUUCAGACUCUUCAGACCCUCUUUUCUGGCUUCGUAUGAUGUUGGCUUCUAACAGAGGUACAUUGAUGGAAUUGGGUAUCUCUCCUAUUGUUUCUUCUUCGAUGGUUUUCCAAUUGUUGCAAGGUACUCAAUUGAUUUCUGUCAACAUGGAAGAUAAAGCCGAACGUGAAAACUACCAAACUGCUCAAAAAUUGUUCGCCAUUAUGUUAUCUAUUGGUCAAGCCACUGUUUACGUUUUGACUGGUAUGUACGGUAUUCCUUCUGAAUUAGGAUGGGGUGUUUGCAUUUUGUUAGUUUUGCAAUUGGUGUUUGCCGCCUUCUUGGUCAUCUUGUUGGAUGAGUUGUUGCAAAAGGGUUAUGGUUUAGGCUCUGGUAUUUCUUUGUUCACUGCUACCAACGUUUGUGAACAAAUUUUCUGGAAAGCUUUUGCCCCAACCACCAUUAACUCAGGAAGAGGUGACGAAUUUGAAGGUGCUUUAGUUUCUGCUAUUCACUUGUUGUUCACCAAGAGAGACAAGAAGAGAGCUUUGAUCCAUGCUUUCUACAGACAAGAAUUGCCAAACUUGUUCCAAUGUUUGUCUACUUUGAUUGUCUUCUUUGCCGUUGUCUACUUGCAAGGUUUCAGAUUGGAGAUUCCAAUCAAGUCUACCAGAACCAGAGGUCCAUACAGAGCUUAUCCAAUCAAAUUGUUUUACACUUCCAACACCCCAAUCAUGUUGCAGUCUGCUUUGACUUCUAACGUUUUCAUUAUCUCCCAAAUGUUAUUCAACAAAUUCCCAAAUAACAUUGCUGUCAAAUUAUUGGGUUCUUGGGAAGCUAGACCUGGCUCUGCCCAACUUUUUGCUUCUGGGGGUUUGGCUUAUUAUAUCCAACCACCAUUCUCUGUCAGCGAAGCCAUGUUGGAUCCUAUCAAGACCGUCAUUUAUGUUAGUUUUGUUUUGACCUCUUGUGCUGUUUUCUCUAAGACCUGGAUUGAAAUUUCCGGCACUUCUCCUAGAGACGUUGCCAAACAAUUUAAAGAACAAGGGUUAGUUAUUGCCGGCAGAAGAGAAACUUCUGUUUAUAAGGAAUUGAAGAAGAUCAUUCCUACUGCCGCUGCCUUUGGUGGUGCCACCAUUGGUGCUUUAUCCGUUGUCAGUGACUUGUUGGGAACCUUAGGAUCUGGUACUUCUAUCCUUUUGGCUGUCACCACUAUUUAUGGAUACUACGAAUUAGCUGCUAAGGAAGGUGGUUUCUUCACUAACUUGCCAACUGGUUUAGGUGAAAUCUAA
Molecule: messenger RNA, 1437 nt
Organism: Saccharomycopsis crataegensis
Lineage: Eukaryota; Fungi; Ascomycota; Saccharomycetes; Ascoideales; Saccharomycopsidaceae
Gene: SEC61
Product: translocon subunit SEC61
Exons: 1
Coding region: 1-1437 (478 amino acids)
Biological process (GO): SRP-dependent cotranslational protein targeting to membrane, translocation; post-translational protein targeting to membrane, translocation
Cellular component (GO): Sec61 translocon complex; membrane
Molecular function (GO): signal sequence receptor activity; ribosome binding; transmembrane protein transporter activity
Source: RefSeq, a predicted model, not a curated record